AUGUCUGGCUUCACGGUCAUCUGGGUCUUGGUCGCUGCUGCGAUCGCAGGAGCCGGAUCAUGGCUGGUCACGCCUAAAGGCCCGAAUCAGGUGUGAGUGAACGAGGAGACUUUGGGGCGACAUAUCGCUUGGAACGCGUCGAUUGAGUGGCGAUGCGCCAUUUCGUGUCGAGUACUGGAAGCCCGGCCCAUCCGCAGGGCCUUGACAGCCGCAGGACCGCCAACGAGUCGACAAUGCUGCUUAGUGUAGCCGAUGCAAAGCUGGUCAGACCUGCCCUGCUUCCACGCCUCACGCAACCUGCGCAGAGCUUUUGCAGAGAGGCGCGGCGAAGACAUCCAUGCUGACUGCUGCUCGCCUUCGCCCGUGCCAGUCUGAUCAGGACUUCUGCCAUCCUCACCCUCACAUGCUGCUACCUCAUGUGGACCAUCGUGUACCUGGCGCAGCUUCAUCCUCUCAUCAGUGAGUCAUAGCUCUGCUGGGAAAGCAUGCCAGUAGCGCACACACCUAGCACUCAAGAGCAGUGUGCUGAGCUUCAGACUGACGCCUCCGCAUCCCUCUCAUGCCUUUUCUUCACUAUAGGCCCCAAGCGAGCAGACGUUCGAUUUUUGGAAGAAUGA
Ceraceosorus bombacis is the source of this 617-nucleotide messenger RNA. Lineage: Eukaryota; Fungi; Basidiomycota; Exobasidiomycetes; Ceraceosorales; Ceraceosoraceae. The record is from the annotation of a GenBank genome assembly.